AGCUGUGUACCCGCAGACUCUUUAAACUGCGAGCACGAGCAAUAGCACAAAGUGGCUUUCUACAUUAGCAGUUGUCGUCUCAGAUGCCGGUGACACCGCUGACCUAUCGCAUAGUUCAUAUACCUACCACACGUUCUUGACGAUACAUUUAUUUGAAAUAGGGAUCCACGCGUUUAAGGCAUUACCAGGCAAGAACCAUCCACAGCCCUUCUAUGGCGUGGCGGUAUGCUUGCAACAUACCUACGCACAUUACAGGGAAAGAUGAAAACGGAGAGCCGGUUGUGCUUUACCGGGUCAACGUCUUCCUGCAACAACAAAACGAUGAUGGCUCAAGCGUCAGCGCCAAUAGCGUGUUGGACGCGGCGCCUUUCUUCGUGCUGAGGCGCUAUAGCCAAUUCCGGCACCUCUAUGAGCAGCUGAAGGCCGCCUUCCCGUCCGCCAUGUCAGCUCGCGGGAUGGCCCCGCCGCCCAAGCACCCCCUCACCCUAGGUGGCCUGGGCGGCGACAAGCGGGACGCCCUGGAGCGGCGGCGGGCCGAGCUGGAGCGCUGGCUGUGGCGCCUGGUGGCAACACCCGAGCUGGCACGCAGCCAGCAGCUCAAGGCGUUCCUGGAGUUUGACCGCGCGUUGACUCGCGCGCAGCAGCAGCUGGCCAGGCGGCGGGAGCAGCAGCAGCAGCGGCUGACCGACGCCGUGGCGGCAGCCGACUCGGAUUUCGCCGCCUCAGCCUCCGCGGGCCCCUCCGCUGCCCCCUCGGAAGCGGGUUUCGGAGGCCCCGCCGGCUACCCCUACCCCGGGGGACCCAGAUCCCAUCUGGGCCGCGGAGGCGAGGACAGCUCCAGCGACAUUUCCGAGCCCAGUGGCGCAGCGAGCACCGGAGGGAUGUCGAGUCGUACGGCGUCGGGAAUGGCGCUGCCAUCGUCGGCAUCGAAUGCCUGGGUGGCCCAUGGGUCACGACCCGUGGGACCGGAUCCCCGAGCGGUGGUGCCGGCUGGAGCUACAACAGGGAUGUCGCCGCCACCUCCUGCCGCUUUGAACAACGCGGCUUCCGCCGGCCGCCCGCCAGCUGCCUUCUCCGGUGCGGGUGCGGGUGCGGGUGCUGUCUCCUCUCCGUCCCCGGCACCGCUACCCCCUGGAGACGGAGCCGCCUCCUCCAGGGAGGCGGCAGUCGCAGCGAGGUUGGGUAUCCGGUUGCAGAACCGGGGUGAUGUACGGCAACUGGUGGAGGCGCUCGUACGGCGGCUGGAGUCCGCAUGCUCCGACACCGCCGCUGCGGUGUGCGAGGCGGAGGUGCUGCGGGCGGCGCACCGGAGCAUGGCGGAACGGCUGGGGGAGCUGCAGGGGGAGAUGGGGGAGGGGCUGCAGCAGCAGCACCCAGCUGUACAGGAGCAGCUCUCCUCGCUGCGUGCCGAGGUGGCGGCGCUGCGCGGCUCGCUGGCUGAGUCCGAGGGCGCCCGAGCGGCGCUGCAGCUGCGGGUGGAGCAGCUGGAGGGGCAGCGCGAGGCGAGGAGCCGGGCUCACUCGCUGCAGCUAACCCAGCUUCAGUCUCAGCUGCAGGAGGCGCGCGACGACAACUGCCAGCUGCUGCAGCGGCUGCAGGAGUGGGACGUGUGCAGCAGCAGCAGCGCUACCACCGCCACCGCCAGCAACAACAACAACAACAACCCACCCAACCACAUCAACCACAGCAGCAGCCUGUUGCAGCUUGCCAGCAACACCGAAGGGAGCAGCGUGGCGGCUGCUGGGGCUGAGGCGCCGGGGGCUGCAGAGGCGGUGGCCGCAGCGGUGGCAGCAGCGACAGCGGAGGCGGAGGCGGCGAGGGAGCGG
This is a messenger RNA of Astrephomene gubernaculifera, 1826 nucleotides long. NCBI's taxonomy places the organism in Eukaryota, Viridiplantae, Chlorophyta, Chlorophyceae, Chlamydomonadales, Astrephomenaceae. The record is from the annotation of a GenBank genome assembly.